UGAAUAUGGCGUUGGUUUCAGUUUCUCCCUCACCCUCAAAGUUUUAUCUCUUAGGACACACUAAUAAUCCUAUUUAUAAUCUGAAAGCCCCCACCAAAAUCUUCAUUUUUCCGACACCCAAUACUGCCCCUCGUCGUUCCAGAGUCUCCUGCUCCGCCCACCCUACUCGUCCACGACGUCUCUCCCAAAUUGUUUUCGGGAAAUCUGGAGAUGAAAGGUUUGCCAGCAUUUCUUCUUCAAGUAAUCAACAAACUUCUUCCGUUGGAGUCGACCCUUAUCCAACUGUGCCACCGCCGUCGUCUCAAAUGUAAUUCAAUCCACCGUUUUCCUCCUAUUAUCUUUGGUUUCUAAUUUCUGCUUUCGGAAUUGGAGGAAAAUGAUCUAACUUUUUUGAACAAACAUUUGAUGUUACUUGAACGCUGAAUUAGAAAGUAAUAGUCUAUAUUAAAACUAAUGUUGCAUUUUAGUCAUUUGUCUAGUUUUAAUCUUUUUCUUCUUCUUGAUAACUUUGUAAUGAGCAAAAAGCAAGCGCGGCUAUCAAACAGAGCCAUAUUUUUCAUGUACAAUGAAACACUGUUUUAUU
Molecule: messenger RNA, 583 nt
Organism: Hibiscus syriacus
Lineage: Eukaryota; Viridiplantae; Streptophyta; Magnoliopsida; Malvales; Malvaceae
Product: protein TIC 40, chloroplastic-like
Exons: 2
Coding region: 6-311 (101 amino acids)
Source: RefSeq, a predicted model, not a curated record